Molecule: messenger RNA, 7102 nt
Organism: Clupea harengus (Atlantic herring)
Lineage: Eukaryota; Metazoa; Chordata; Actinopteri; Clupeiformes; Clupeidae
Gene: tjp2b
Product: tight junction protein 2b (zona occludens 2)
Biological process (GO): cell-cell adhesion; positive regulation of blood-brain barrier permeability; protein localization to cell-cell junction
Cellular component (GO): bicellular tight junction; plasma membrane
Molecular function (GO): cell adhesion molecule binding
Source: RefSeq, a predicted model, not a curated record
GUGUGUGUGUGUGUGUGUGUGUGUGUGUGUGUGUGUGUGUGUGCAUGUGCGUGGAUCCACCAGAAGGUGUCCUUGACCUCAUGCACUCAGGAUAAGCAACCGUUGUUAUUGUGAUAUUACAUGUAAUUGCUACGUAUGUGUAGGAACUGUGUUUCUCACUUCUUUCCAGGGAUAAAAUCACAGCUGCGAGAUUGUGACGGACAUCACAAGAUAUUUUAUCUUGUCCUAAAUUUACAUUGGCAGGAUUGUAAGGACUACAUACAUGCUCUGUAACAAUUAAUGGGGCAUGUCUUAUGGGACAAAAGCAGUCCAGUUGGCCAAAAAAAAGGGAAAGAAGUUUUAUUGGAUAUUCUAAAUCUACAGUUAAUUAUCUCUAAAAGAAGGGGAUAUGUGUUGAGUUUGGUGCAGCCAAUCCAGACAAAUUAGUGAAAAUGUAUAAUGCAUCAUCAGUUUAACAGAAAAUGAAGUUCAGAGAAAACUUUGUGAUUGUAAAUUGAAAUUAAGAAUUUACCAGUCAGCUCUUCCCCGACCAUGGUAUGUGUAAUUGUUUACUAUUUGUAAGCCUCUUUUUGUCAGUGUUUCAUGACUGUUCUGAGUGAAUAGUCAUGAGGAGCUCUUGAAGAGGUAAACAGCUAUACCAAACAUGAUGUGGUCAGACCCAGGAAAUCAGAAACAUUUGCUCUCAUUUGUCUGACAGCAACAAAUAUUAACUUCCUUGACAAAACUUAAACACUGACAUUUGUUGGACCUAGAAAGUCAUAUGUCUAGGUCAUAUUAAUACAGGUUCUAUAGUGUAAUAUUUUGGAUAUGGAUAGAUUAUAGGUUAAGGUAUGUAUUUACGUCACAAUGAGAAAAAUGGUAUGGCGCAAUGGUAAUGGUAAUGCCCUUGCCGUUUCAAAUCCCUUUAUCUCGGAAUGAACAUUUGUUGUGACACGCCCAUGUUCAUGUUUCCAUGAACCUAAUUUAAAUCCCAUUAUAAAGUUGUUAUUACCAUCUCUUUAUUGUGUAUGGUCUCUUCAAUAUAAGAAGGCCACUACAUGUGUUUUCUAUCAGGAUAGGGGAUAUAGUAUGUUGAUAUGAAUAUAUAACAUCUGAUCUUGUUACUUGUUGUUUUACUUUACUUGUACUUUACUAAGAUUGAAACAUUUGCCUCGGUUAACUUCCCAUAUUAAACCUCUCGUCUUGCACAGGAGGGGAGGGCUCUUCACUUCAGCUGUAAUUCCAUGUAAUUGUUUUUUUUUUUUUUAGUAUCCUGAUCGCGAGCCCUUUGUCUAUUUUUGUAUCCUAGUUGUCAUGCCAGGGGAUACUUGCUUCCUGAGCAUGGUCCUCCUUUAUUAGGAGAGCACCAGACACCAGAUAAUUUAGUUUACCCUUAGUGCAAACCUUGCCAAGAAGAGGUUGUCUUUAUUUAAGGGAAUUGGUAAAUAAUGUUGGUUUGCUUUUUCAUGGAGGGACAUGAGGUUUUUGGCCAAAAAGUAGGUUGAAAGUUGGCUUAAGUGUAAACAGCACUGAUUUGUGAGGUGAAUGCCAACACGUCUGUUACAGCAGUUCAGUCACAUGACGAAAGUUGUUUUUUCCUUCCUGGGCUAUGAGUAAUAAGAAAAGUCUUAUCUUCAGGAUGGGGAACAUUUACAGAUAACUUCCUUUGCAGCUAUGCUUGCUUUCUUGCCCACACCCACACAGAGUUCACAGAGUUGUCAAAUCGGAGAGCAGUCAGUCCUAGGACUGUGUAGAGGCCCGCGGAUCAAAGAACAGCAUAUCUGAGGAACUUCAAGUCCAGGUUGUGACGUCUUUCCAUUGCUGUUUUUUAAAGGUUGUUCUCAUGAGACCUCAGGAAUGGAGGAGACCGUUUGGGAGCAGUACACUGUGACACUACAGAGGGACUCCAAGAUGGGCUUCGGGAUUGCGGUGUCUGGGGGCCGUGACAACCCAAACGCAGAGAGCGGGGAGAUGUCCAUCAUCGUGUCUGAUGUGUUGCAGGGGGGCCCAGCCGAUGGCCUACUCUGCGAGAACGACCGGGUUGUUCAGGUCAAUGCCAUCCCCAUGGAUAACGUGCCUCAUUCCUUUGCUGUGCAGCAACUCAGAAAAUGUGGGAAAGUGGCCAAGAUUACGGUGAAGAGACCCCGCAAAGUUGCUGUCCACGCCUUCAAGCGCCCCCCAUCCCCCAGUCAGGACAGCCGCAUCUACAACAGCUCUGGCUACUACGCUGACGACGGGCGGAGCAUCCACAGCGCUGGUGACAAUGACCCCGGCUGGCAGCAGCGGGGCAACAACAACAACGGUGGCCUGGGCUACACCCGCGAACGCGACCACAGCCCUGAGAAGGGCCGGGGUGGUGGUGGUGGCGGCGGCGGCGGCUAUCUGGAGCCUGACUACGAUCGCAGCUAUCGGCGCGAGACCAGCCGGGGACGCAGCGCAGAAAGGUCGCCGAGCCCCAUCGACCGGGGCAACCGGCGGGACGCCAGCCGAGGCCGGGCUCUGGAGAGAGGUAACAGCCCGGAGCCGCGCUACCAGCGGGAGCGCAGCCGGGGCCGGGGCAGCGGUAGCCCUGGGGGCGGCGGAGGAGGGCAGGGCUAUGAGACCCGGCGGUCCGAGCCGCGGGAGGAGAAGAUAACGCGCAGCCAAAGCAGGGACCGGCUGCAAGAGCACUCGCCCUCGCCCUCGCCCAGCCACCGGAACCACUUGGACCCUUUGGAGAAGCCCGUCAACGUGAUGCUGGUCAAGAACCGGGCCGACGAAGAGUAUGGCCUCCGCCUGGGCAGCCAGAUCUUCAUCAAGGAGAUGACCAGCACCGGACUGGCCUCGCGAGACGGCAACUUACAGGAGGGAGACAUCAUCCUCAAGAUUAAUGGAACAGUCACAGAGAACUUGUCGCUGAACGACGCAGGGAAACUGAUCGAGAAGUCCCGCGGCAAGCUGGAGCUGGUGGUGCAGCGGGACCGCAAUCAGAUCCUCAUCCGCAUGCCAGCGCUGGUGGACAGCGACUCUGAGCCGGAUGACCUGUCGGAAAUCGAGUCGUACCACUCCUACUCUCCGCAAGAUGACCAAAGGUCGAGGCAGUCUGACCUCUCGUCCCACUCCUCCAAUGAGAUAGCGCGAGAAAACACCAGGGAGGAAACCACCAGCAGACUGAUAAAGAUGGGCGCCAUGGGCUCACCCUUCAGAGUUCCAGGGAUCCUGCCCCCACCGCCACCCAAGGAAGAAAGAGAAGAAGAGCCCCCCAUAGAAGAACCACCAGCUGCUGUGAAGACGACCCCUAAAAUCCUGCUGCGGCCGAGCCCAGAGGACGAGGCCAUGUAUGGGACAAACACUGUGAUGGUGAACUUCCAGAAGGGGGAAAGCGUGGGCCUGCGACUGGCGGGAGGCAACGAUGUGGGCAUCUUCAUCGCCGGCGUGCAGGACGGCAGCCCUGCUGAGGAGGAGGGCCUGCGCAUCGGGGACCAGAUCCUGAAGGUGAAUAAUGUGGACUUUCGAGGCAUCGUGCGCGAGGAGGCUGUUCUGUUCCUGCUGGAGAUCCCUAAGGGAGACAACGUGACCAUCCUGGCACAGAACAAGUCUGAUGUUUACGACGACGUUCUGGUGUCUGGCCGCGGGGACUCAUUCUUCAUCCGGACCCACUUUGAGUACGAGAAGGAGGUGCCCCAGAGCUUGGCCUUCGGCCGUGGCGAGAUCUUCAAGGUGGUGGACACGCUGUACGACGGCAAGCUGGGCAACUGGCUGGCCGUCCGCAUGGGCAAAGACCACCAGCUGCUGGAGAAAGGCAUCAUUCCCAAUAAGAGCAGGGCCGAUCAGAUGGCCAGCGUGCAGAACUCGUGCCGUGCCGCGGGCAGCGACCGGGCAGACUUCUGGCGCCUGCGUGGCCAGCGAGCGGCCAAGAAGAAGGACCUGCGCAAGAGCCGCGAGGAUCUGAGCUCCACCCCCGUUAGCACACGCUUCCCCGCCUACGAGAGAGUGGUGCUGCGAGAGGCUGGUUUCAGGAGACCUGUUGUGCUGUUCGGCCCCAUUGCUGAUGCUGCCAGUGAUAAGCUGGCCACUGAGCUGCCAGAUGAGUUUGUCGUUGCCAAAACCGAGCCCAAAGACGCCGGCUCAGAGAAGUCCUCUGGAGUGGUGCGGCUCAACACCAUCAGGCAAAUCAUUGAGCAGGACAAGCACGCGCUCUUAGACGUGACGCCCAAGGCAGUGGACACACUCAACUACACCCAGUGGUAUCCCAUCGUCAUCUUCUUUAACCCCGACUCCAAGCAGGGCGUCAAGGCCAUGCGCCAGAGAGUCAUGCCCAACUCCAACCGCAGUGCCCGCAAGCUGUUCGACCAGGCGGUCAAGCUCAGGAAAACCUGUUCGCACCUCUUCACCGCCACCAUUGACUUAAACUCGGCCAACGACGCCUGGUAUGGCAGCGUGAAAGACUCCAUCAGGGAGCAGCAGACACAAGCAGUCUGGGUCUCAGAAGGGAAGCUGGACGGGACGGAGGCGGACCUUGACCUCCACGACGACCGCAUGUCAUACCUGUCGGCCAUGAGCGCCGACUACCUGAGUGCUGACAGCCGGCUGGCCAGCGACUACGAGGACACGGCGGACGAAGGCGGCGUCUACACGGACAACGAGCCCGAAGGCGAGACGCUGUUGCAGGGCGGGCUGCACGUGUCGGCCAUCAGCCGCUCCUCUGAGCCCGUCAUGCCAGAGGAGAUCCUGCGCCGCUCCAGCCCAGAGGUCCGCGGCCGCGUCAGGAGUGUGGGGAGCAGGGACAGGGUGAGCAGGGACAGGCGUAGCAGCGACCCCCCCGGCCCCAUGUCCACCUUCCUGCCCGAGCCUCCUAAGGUGAAACUCCCUCACCGGGACGAUGGGCCGCGGGGCCCCUCCGAAUCCAGCAGAGGCUACGACUCGCAUUCCAGCAGCCCCGCAAGCAGCGACCACCCGCGCAGUCAGGACUCGCCCGGAGGGGGACGGUCCCUGCCGCCCCCCAACGCUCUCAAGCCGUCCUCUGCGUCCCGCAGCUCCCGCGGCCCGGUCGUCGACAGCCAGCCGCCACUAGGGCUGGCGCUGCGCGGCCCUGAGGAGCCCGAGGAGGGCCCCGACCCAUCGCUCAAGUCCUUCCUGGGGAAGGUGCGAGCCUUCGAGAAGAUGGACCACUUUGCCCGAGCACAGAGGAUGCUGGAGAUACAGGAGGCCCAGAAUGCCAGGCUAGAGAUAGCCCAGAAGCAUCCAGACAUCUAUGCUGUCCCUAAUAAGUCUCAGAAGUUGGACCACAGUCGGCCACAGCCCAUCGGGUCCAGCUCUCGGCCCGAGCCGCAGACGCCGCCCUCCAAGCUGCCCUAUUCAGAUGGGCGGCCGUACCAGCCCAACGAGGAGGAGGACGAGUACCGCCGGCACCUUGCCGAGCAGACGCGGCGAGGCUACUACGCCCAGAAUGCACAGAAGUAUCAGGACACUGAGCUGUAGAAAGAAAGAAGGAAAGAAAGAGGGAGAGAGAGACAUGACGAAUAUGCCCUGCUUGGCUCAGAACACAGCAACACCAUUCCACUGGCAUGGCGCAGCCAUCCAUAACUUUUCACUGCACUCAUUGUGGUCUGGAGAUGCUCUAUGGGAUUGCGAUUGGCCUAGGGGUGUCACUAAUGAGCAUCGAUACAAAUUAUACUGAAAGUGAUUGGAUUUUCCAUAUAGCUGUUGUAGCAAAGACUGAGCUCUCGAUAAGAUGUAAGAAAAACAAAGCCAGUUGGAAAAUCAAACAUACUAAACCCAGCAUAGUGAAGAGCCAUAACAUGACAUUGCAAUAUUGUUUCCAACCUCUCUAACGGCAGCCAUGUUGUGACGGUUGGAUUUAGAAUUCCUCUGUGUCAUCUCCUGAACCACUCCCCUCAGAUCACUGAUUGGUCCAAAAUCUGAUGAGCCAAGCUCUUCUAAAUUGAGGGUUUCCAGACUAUAAUCCCAGCAAAAAACUGACCUGAGAGAUAGUCUGACAGCCCCAUGCUACCAUUCCAGAGGGGCAAUCCCCUAAUCCCAAACUCCCUCUUCCCUACCCCACCUCCUGUGCCCCGCAACAAUCUGCUGCUGACUUGGAAGCCCCCCUGCUUUUAAGUUUCUCACACAUUUUCUUUCUUAUUCUCCUUCUUGCUUUGAAGAAGUUACAAUUUUUUAAACUUUUUUAUUGUAUUUACCACUUGGCUUUUCAGUUGUGUCUUUGUUGUUGUUUUUUCAUCCUUUGUGUUGAAUAUCCAGGAACCAUAUGUUUUCUUGCCUAUGCAAAAAAAAAAAGUUCAGUUUGUGCAGAUCAACUGAAACGUAUUGCCACGACUCCCUUUCACCUCAUUAAACACCUUAAGCCUGUCAUGUGCUACUGUAUAAACGAACGUUUUCUUCUGUUACACUUACGUUUUGUAUCCUUUAAAAUUAGACUAUACCGCGAGUGUCCAGAAUCUAUUACAAAAGGUAACAUGAUAAUAAUAAGGUGUGUGUCCUUUUUAUUCUUUUUUUUACCUCUGUCAGCAUUCCUUUCCUCAUGAUUCUGUGAGUGGAGAACAGGUUAAAUACAGUACACUGGAUUUUGUUACAAUUUUUUGAAGUGCCUUUUUACUUUAUGAAAUAAUGUAGAGGCUUGGGGACGUGACAAUCCAGCCCUCUGGACUUAUAUACACUGCUGCUCACAAGCUCAAAACAGGGAACCGACUAACACCAAAACCUUAAAUGCUGUAUGUGCUUCACCUUCAUCCUCUGCAGAAAUGAAAUGAGUGAUGACAAAGAAGUGUUUCCAAAAAAAAAACAAGUGGUGUACAUGAAAGUAUUGAGAAGUUGUAAAAAUGGAUGCUUGUUUGAUGCUGUCGUCACAAGUCAUAAUAUAGGCCCUACUGUUGCUGUCUCAAGUCUAUACUGUUUUUUCGGCUUGAUUGUACAUUGGCCAGCUGUACCUCCACACAAUGGUUUUAAGUGCUUUUGACCUUCUGUUUUUUAUCUUUUGUCUUUGUCUUCUUUAUUUUUCUCUGAUGGCUUCCACUGUUUGUGGAGAAAUAAUGUCAAGAGAGAGUGGCGAUGACUGGACAAGUCUGUCUGGAUCUGUUGUGGAAUUUCACUUUACAAACACCAAAUAAAUCAACUUAAAUAAUCUUCA